GAAUAUCUUCCCCUUCCUAAGCGGCUUUGAGCAAAUGCUCAGCAAUGCGUCAAUGUGCACUGCCGGCCGUGACAACACGUCCGAUGUGGACUUUCUCAGUUUCGCACUACAGGGCUUGGAGGCCAAUGAAACCUACAUAUUUCAGUUUUCUGUUAUGAGCCCUGCAUUUGCAGCUGAUAACAACCACUGGCAAUUUCACACAUACAAUUCAUCUGGAAACUUGUUGUUUGCAAAGAAUGUCACCGGGUUUGACAUAGUCAACGCGUCGUCGAACAACCUCAGCACUGCGGAAGCCAUGGUUUACGGACCUGCACAUGCACACAACGGCGAACUGGCAGCAGCCAUCUCGUUGAAGCUUACUGCCGCCUGCGGUGGCGAGUGGUUCGCUUCUCACGUCUUCGGCCCACUGCCGUGCCAGCUCCAAGUGCACCUGCCACCAGGCAUUUGCGGAAAGGGGGCGGCAUUCGGCGAGACUGCUACCUCAUCUUUCAGCCUUUGUCCUGACUGGAUGCUGUUCGGCCUGAAUGCAAGCGAUGCAUCAGAUGGCAACACAUCCUGUUUGACUUCUGUUUUUCAUGCUCAUCACAUAAAGGAGGUGAUGUACACCAAUCACAACGGGACAUGCGUCACCAGCGCCACAAUGAGUCCCGGAGAGUUCCUUUAUUUUCCUGCCUCCAGCCAAGCUCACUGCCAGAUGACGUGCAGCCAGAGAGAUGAUUGCUACGGCUUCUCCGUGAUGCAGCCAAUGUCCAAUUGCUUCCUUUGGCUGGACGGUCCGCUGACUACUGCUACUGGCAGCCCUCAGCCAAUGGACUGCAACAUCAAAACGAAGGAAGAUUGCCUUUUCAGCCUGACUGUUCCAGAGCUGCUCAGCAACGAGCGUUACGCAUUCCAACUUCAUCUCGAAGUGGACGAUGCUGCCGACGAAUUUCCUCCUUGGAGCCUUGUUGGUCUAGAUGGCGGUCUUUGGAGGACCUUCGAAACCGCUGCCAAUGCUUCAGCCGUGCCCACCACUUCGACCACCACAACACUUGCCAACUUAACUUUGCAACUUUUCCCCAGCGUGCUACAACCUUAUGAAGUUGGUCCAAUAUGUAUACUUUUUCGAUUGUCCUCGGACCUCUAUGGUGGCGAGAUCAGUUUACAUCUGCCUCCUUAUUUCGAGCUUCCAGAUCCGGACGAAGGAUAUGACCGCUUCCACAGACCAUUUUACAUUUCAGCAGAUCCUGUCCUUUUCCCGCUGAUCCUCCUCACGAAUGCCACAGAAGACGUGACGGCAUUGCCUUCAGGAUCAGAGGCUAUGCCUGCUUCGGAUGACGAGGGCAGGGCUGUGUUGAAAAUCGACCUGGCUGGAGAGCGACUGAUCUCCGGCGUCCUCUACGCAUUCCAGUUCGACUUGCAGAAUCCCGUCGCCGCAAAGGCAGCCGAGUACUAUCCGCUUCCACCUCCACUUGUUGAGAAUGUAACAAAUGAAACAAACAUGACCAAUAUGAGCAAUUAUGGUGAGAACGAAAGCAACACUACGAGCGCAUACGAGCCCGAGAGCAUCAACAAAUGGCGCUUUGCCACUGUCGAUGGGACCGGCCAGAUGAUUCACGGUCAGACAGUUGAUGGCUACGCACUGGAGCCGCCUGCGAAUGUGAGCAACAUAUCUUCUGGCCCAGUACAAGUGUUCGAACUGUUUGAAGCAGCUGCUUUCGUUCCCAGCUCGGUGGAUGCAGACUCGAUCAACGACAUCUGCGCCGGAUUCAGAUUGCGAAACCGGGCGUGUCUGUCGCCGUAUGGUUGCGAAAUCCACAUUUACCCACCUCCUGGUUUUCUACCGGAAUCGGAGUUCUGCGGAAGAGCCUUUCAGAGGGGAGCUGGGAAGCCGAAGCUCGUACAGCCUGAGCUCUUCGCGUUCCUGACAGGUCACGAGCAUGGCCUCGAUCCUUUGACUGCCUGUACAAUGCAGCUGAACCAGACAUCCAUGCAGACGCACAUUACACUUCUUUUGCCCCCGAGCGACUUGAUGGAUUUCACGUCGUAUGCUUUCCAGUUUACGUUGGUGAACCCGUCCCAAACACCUGCAGACAACAACUGGGCCUUGCAGCUGUGGAGCGUUGAUGCACAAGGUGGAGAACUCGAGAAGCACCUUACACACCACCAAGAUGAUGUGUCUGGGUUCGAAGUGGAUAACUCUCCAAUUGUACGUCCGACGCAGUAUGCUCGUGCAGACAAAACUGUUCGUUUGCUGGACAACGACUACGCUGUCGCCAUGGAGUUCAAGACGAGCCGUGAUUGUGGCGGCGCCGACUGGGUUGGCAGUGGCAUCUGGGGUGAUACAGUCUGCUUGAUGAAGGUGCAUCUACCUCCAGGCCGUUGUCCACCGAACUGGGCAUUCGACGCUCCAAACACCGGUUUCCUGGAGUGCAUGGACGUGGGCCUCUUCCCCGAGCUGGUAGAAACCCGGUGCCUACCUGCUGGAGCUCAAGUGGCCUUGAGAAAGAACGAAACCGGAUGCUGGUUCGAGUUCAUCACUGGGAUUCUGAGAGACACUUGGGAUUAUGCAUUUGUACUGUAUGUCUCUUCGGCCCAUCCACUGCAAACAUCGGAGAACGAGUGGACCGUGCACUUCAUCGAAAACGGACUUUCCAUGAUCAAUGCAGAAACUCUGCCGGGGUUCUCCCUUAUCUCCACAACCAGCACAUCCACCGAGCCCUUCCUUCGUGCUGCACUCUUUGCCAUGAGCGAGGACAGGUUGACGCCUCACGUCGUCUGCCUCAGCUUCGAAGUUGAAGACGAGAUUCUCGAGCAGCCGACUUUACGCCUGUACAUGCCAGAAGGCUUUCGAAGCAUUGGUGGUUCCUGCGGGUAUGCUGAAGCCAACACAACUUUUUUUCCUGAAUGCAGCGGCGAGAUGCUCGUGCCAGCAUCGGAGAUCUCUUGCCAGGAAGGGUUCGACAAGCGGCAACUGAGAUAUUACUUGCACUUGGAGGCCUCAGGUGAUGCGAACAGCUCUUCCGGCUUCGCUUUUCAAUUCCAGGUGAAGGCCCCGCGGACGAACCCAGAACAGAACACGUGGAGCUUGACACUGAGUGCUCAGACCCAGAAGGCUUACGGUCAGAACCAUGUGGCAGGCUUCAUGGUGGAGGAUCGCUGCAGCUGCGCAUAUCAGGGGCACCUACUGCCGUCAGAUGUGAUCUCCCAGUAUCCCGAUGAGAGUCCCGGAAUGUAUGGAGACUUCCCGAACAUUGGUGUAUACGGCACAAGCUGUGCUGCCUGGGACUUCGUUCCAGGAACACCGCACUACGGAAAUUGUUCUGAGAACAGCAACUGGUCCAGCCCUUUGUACAGCUGGUGCCAGCUGCCUUGGUGCUAUGUGAGCAGCCAGUGCAGCAGCAAGAUUACAUCAAGAAUAUUCAAUGGCUCCGAUCUGUAUUACAGCUACGACGUGUGUGGGCAGGCGCCGGAUUGCUAUAACCACAUGGACCAGCCGCGCUGUCCAUACGAUCCGUCUGGCACAGAAUCCUACGCCGUGCAUAAAGGAAAUGGCUGCGAGUGCCUGUACCACGGUGCAAAUCUGCCGCAGGGUGUGUACACUGAGUUUCCUUUGCACCAUCCAGGCAUGCACGAGAACUUGACCUACAUCAGCAUCUACGGCACUACCUGCGCAGCAUGGGACCAGAUGCCGGAAACCCCGGGAUCAGCAUACUGCACGAACAACGCUGACUGGUGUCAUUCGCAAUUCAACUGGUGUCAGCUCCCAUGGUGCUUCGUCGGGGAAGGCUGUUCGAGCAGGCUGGCAAUGCCUGGGUUCGGCGGAUCUGCUGCAGCUUUCUACAGCUAUGACACAUGCCUGUCGGCACCAGACUGCCGCACCAUGCCGUUUGACGAGUCGUGUCCCUUUGAUCAUGCCGAUGUGCAGCAUUGGGCAACUGCAGCAGAUUGUCCCAAUGGGUGGUCAGACGUAUGCCAGUGCAUGUAUCAAGGGGAGAUGCUCCCGCCACAAGUUUACCUGAACUAUCCCAUGGAUGAGCCCGGUAAAUAUGCACAGCUCGCGAAUGUCGCCAUUUACGGAACGUCAUGUGCGGCGUGGGACUCUGUUCCUUCUACCCCGAUGGCAGGAAUGUGCAGUGGGGCGUCUGACUUUUCCACAGCAGAACACAACUGGUGCCAAGUACCGUGGUGCUAUGUGAGUGCAGACUGUGCAUCUGCUGUUGCCUCAGCGGUGUUUAACGGCUCGGAUGUGCUUCACUACAGCUAUGAUGCGUGCGGGAAUGCUCCAGAUUGUUAUAAUAACUUCGCUGGCGAUCUCCGCUGCCCCUACGAUCCGAGUGGUGAUGGUACCUUCUCUGUGCACAAGGGUCAAGGAUGCGAGUGCAUGUUUCAAGGUGUUGAGCUGCCGUGGGAAUUGUAUUUGCACUAUCCGGACGACCAUCCGGGCAGGUUUGCAAACUUGACCUACAUCAGCAUCUACGGCACUACCUGCGCAGCAUGGGACCAGAUGCCGGAAACCCCGGGAUCAGCAUACUGCACGAACAACGCUGACUGGUGUCAUUCGCAAUUCAACUGGUGUCAGCUCCCAUGGUGCUUCGUCGGGGAAGGCUGUUCGAGCAGGCUGGCAAUGCCUGGGUUCGGCGGAUCUGCUGCAGCUUUCUACAGCUAUGACACAUGCCUGUCGGCACCAGACUGCCGCACCAUGCCGUUUGAC
This is a messenger RNA of Symbiodinium necroappetens, 4693 nucleotides long. The record is from the annotation of a GenBank genome assembly. NCBI's taxonomy places the organism in Eukaryota, Dinophyceae, Suessiales, Symbiodiniaceae.